UAUUUAUUACUUUCCACGUCACACUGUCAUCGGAAUAUAAUAAUACUUCUAGAAUAUUUAUUAUUUUCAACGUUUCAAUGUGGUUCUGUUACUGUCAUUAGGAAUAUAAUGAUACUUCUAGAAUAUUUAUUAUUUUCAACGUUUCAAUGUGGUUCUGUCACUGUCAUCAGGAAUAUAAUGAUACUUCUAGAAUAUUUAUUAUUUUCAACGUUUCAAUGUGGUUCUGUCACUGUCAUUAGGAAUAUAAUAAUACUUCUAGAAUAUUUAUUAUUUUCAACGUUUCAAUGUGGUUCUGUCACUGUCAUCAGGAAUAUAAUAAUACUUUUAGAAUAUUUAUUAUUUUCAAUGUUUCAAUGUGGUUCUGUCACUGUCAUCAGGAAUAUAAUGAUACUUCUAGAUAAUAUAUUACUUUCAACGUUUCAAUGUGGUUCUGUCACUGUCAUCAGGAAUAUAAUGAUACUUCUAGAAUAUUUAUUAUUUUCAAUGUUUCAAUGUGGUUCUGUCACUGUCAUUAGGAAUAUAAUGAUACUUCUAGAAUAUUUAUUAUUUUCAACGUUUCAAUUUGGUUCUGUUACUGUCAUCAGGAAUAUAAUGAUACUUCUAGAAUAUUUAUUACUUUCAACGUUUCAAUGUGGUUCUGUCACUGUCAUUAGGAAUAUAAUGAUACUUCUAGAAUAUUGA
Messenger RNA from Lottia gigantea (owl limpet), 681 nucleotides. RefSeq lists its product as hypothetical. The transcript has a single exon. The annotation marks the transcript as partial. Lineage: Eukaryota; Metazoa; Mollusca; Gastropoda; Lottiidae. The record is from RefSeq and is a predicted model, not a curated record.